AUGACCACGGAAAGAGACUCAGAAACAACAUUUGAGGAGGAUUCUCAGCCCAAUGAUGAAGUGGUUCCCUACAGCGAUGAUGAAACCGAAGAUGAGCUGGAUGACCAGGGCCCUGCCGCUGAGCCAGAGCAGAAUCAGAUCAACAGAGAAGCCGAGCAAGGCCGGGACACCUUCAGGAAAGAUUGCACUUGGCAAGUUAAAGCGAAUGAUCGAAAGUACCACGAACAACCUCAUUUUAUGAACACAAAGUUCUUUUGUAUUAAGGAGAGCAAAUAUGCGAGUAAUGCAAUUAAAACAUACAAGUACAACGUACUCACCUUCCUACCAAUGAAUUUGUUUGAGCAGUUUAAGAGAGCAGCUAACUUCUAUUUCCUGGUUCUUCUUAUCUUGCAGGCAAUUCCUCAAAUCUCUACCCUGGCAUGGUACACCACCCUUGUCCCACUACUUCUGGUACUUGGCAUCACUGCAAUCAAAGACCUGGUGGACGAUGUGGCUCGCCAUAAAAUGGAUAAGGAGAUCAACAAUAGAACAUGUGAAGUCAUUAAGGAUGGCAGGUUUAAAGUUACCAAGUGGAAAGACAUUCAAGUUGGAGAUGUCAUUCGUCUGAAGAAAAAUGAUUUUAUUCCAGCUGACAUUCUGCUGCUGUCCAGCUCUGAGCCCAACAGCCUCUGCUAUGUGGAGACCGCCGAGCUAGAUGGAGAAACCAAUUUAAAGUUCAAAAUGGCGCUGGAAAUCACAGACCAGUAUCUCCAAAGAGAAGAUAACUUAGCAACAUUUGAUGGUUUUAUUGAAUGUGAAGAACCCAAUAACCGACUAGAUAAGUUCACAGGAACACUGUUCUGGAGAAAGAGAAGUUUUCCUUUGGAUGCUGAUAAAAUUCUAUUACGUGGCUGUGUCAUUAGAAAUACUGAUGUCUGCCAUGGACUGGUAAUCUUUGCAGGUGCUGACACUAAGAUAAUGAAGAACAGUGGGAAAACCAGAUUUAAAAGAACUAAAAUUGAUUACUUGAUGAACUACAUGGUUUACACGAUCUUUAUUGUUCUCAUUCUGCUUUCUGCGGGUCUUGCCAUCGGCCAUGCUUACUGGGAAGCACAAGUUGGCAAUUAUUCUUGGUACCUCUACGAUGGAGAAAACAUCACUCCCUCCUACCGUGGAUUCCUGAAUUUCUGGGGCUACAUCAUCGUGCUGAACACCAUGGUACCCAUCUCUCUGUAUGUCAGUGUGGAAGUGAUUCGUCUGGGACAGAGUCACUUUAUUAACUGGGACCUGCAGAUGUACUAUUCUGAGAAGGACACGCCUGCAAAGGCGAGAACCACCACGCUGAAUGAGCAGCUCGGCCAGAUCCAGUACAUCUUCUCUGAUAAGACAGGGACACUCACGCAGAACAUCAUGACCUUUAAAAAGUGCUGCAUCAAUGGGCAAAUCUAUGGAGACCAUCGAGAUGCCUCUCAACACACUCACAGCAAAAUAGAGGUGAUUGAUUUUAGCUGGAAUGCAUUUGCUGAUGGGAAACUUGCAUUUUAUGACCAUUAUCUUAUCGAGCAAAUCCAGUCAGGGAAAGAACCAGAGGUCCAGCAGUUCUUCUUCUUGCUUGCUGUUUGUCACACGGUCAUGGUGGAAAGAAUUGAUGGUCAGAUCAACUACCAGGCGGCUUCUCCCGACGAGGGCGCCCUGGUCAAUGCCGCCAGGAACUUCGGCUUUGCCUUCCUCGCCAGGACGCAGAACACCAUCACCAUCAGCGAGCUGGGCACCGAGAGGACCUACAGUGUUCUUGCCAUUUUAGACUUCAACAGCGACCGGAAGCGAAUGUCUAUCAUUGUAAGAGCCCCAGAAGGCAACAUCAGGCUGUAUUGUAAAGGUGCUGACACUGUCAUUUAUGAACGGUUACAUCCAAUGAAUCCUACAAAGCAAGAGACACAGGAUGCCCUGGAUAUCUUUGCGAAUGAAACUCUUAGAACCCUGUGCCUUUGCUACAAAGAAAUUGAAGAAAAAGAAUUUGCAGAAUGGAAUAAAAAGUUUAUGGCAGCCAGCGUGGCCUCAACCAACCGAGAUGAAGCUUUGGAUAAAGUAUAUGAGGAGAUUGAAAGAGACUUAAUUCUAUUGGGAGCUACAGCUAUUGAAGAUAAACUGCAGGAUGGGGUCCCAGAAACCAUAUCAAAACUUGCAAAAGCUGACAUUAAAAUCUGGGUGCUCACUGGAGACAAAAAGGAAACUGCAGAAAACAUAGGAUUUGCUUGUGAACUUCUGACAGAAGACACCACUAUCUGCUAUGGGGAAGAUAUAAAUUCUCUUCUUCAUACAAGGGUGGAAAACCAGAGAAACAGAGGUGGAGUUUAUGCAAAAUUUGCACCUGUUGUGUACGAACCUUUUUUCCCACCUGGUGAAAACCGUGCUUUAGUCAUCACCGGUUCUUGGCUGAAUGAGAUUCUUCUAGAGAAAAAGACCAAAAGAAAUAAGAUUCUGAAGCUGAAGUUUCCAAGGACAAAAGAAGAGAGACGGAUUCGAACCCAAAGCAAGAGAAGGCUCGAAGUUAAGAAAGAGCAGCGGCAGAGGAACUUUGUGGACCUGGCCUGCGAGUGCAGCGCUGUCAUCUGCUGCCGCGUCACUCCCAAGCAGAAGGCCAUGGUGGUGGACCUGGUGAAAAGGUACAAGAAGGCCAUCACACUGGCCAUUGGAGAUGGAGCCAACGACGUGAACAUGAUCAAGACUGCGCAUAUUGGUGUUGGAAUAAGUGGACAAGAAGGAAUGCAAGCCGUCAUGUCCAGUGACUAUUCCUUUGCUCAGUUCAGAUAUCUGCAGAGGCUGUUGCUGGUGCACGGCCGGUGGUCUUACAUAAGGAUGUGCAAGUUCCUUCGAUAUUUCUUUUAUAAAAACUUUGCAUUUACUUUGGUUCAUUUCUGGUACUCCUUCUUCAAUGGCUACUCAGCACAGACCGCGUAUGAGGACUGGUUCAUCACACUGUACAACGUGCUGUACUCCAGCCUGCCAGUGCUCCUUAUGGGGCUGCUCGACCAGGAUGUGAGUGACAAACUAAGCCUCCGAUUCCCUGGGUUGUAUGUGGUGGGACAAAGAGACUUACUAUUCAACUACAAGAAAUUCUUCAUCAGCUUGUUACAUGGAAUCUUAACAUCCAUGGUCCUCUUCUUCAUUCCUCUUGGAGCUUAUCUGCAAACUGUGGGACAAGAUGGAGAGGCACCUUCAGACUACCAGUCUUUUGCUGUCACUGUUGCUUCGGCUCUCAUAAUAACGGUCAAUUUCCAGAUUGGUUUGGAUACUUCUUACUGGACUUUUGUGAAUGCUUUUUCAAUUUUUGGAAGCAUAGCACUUUAUUUUGGCAUCAUGUUUGACUUUCACAGCGCUGGGAUACAUGUUCUUUUGCCAUCUGCAUUUCAAUUUACAGGCACCGCUUCCAAUGCCCUGAGGCAGCCAUACAUUUGGUUGACCAUCAUCUUGACUGUUGCAGUGUGUUUAUUGCCCGUUGUAGCUGUCCGCUUCUUGUCAAUGACCAUUUGGCCAUCGGAAAGUGAUAAGAUCCAGAAGCAUCGCAAGCGGUUGAAGGCCGAGGAGCAGUGGAAGCGGCGGCAGAACGUGUUUCGCCGGGGCGUGUCGUCUAGGCGCUCGGCCUACGCCUUCUCGCACCAGCGCGGCUACGCGGACCUCAUCUCGUCGGGGCGCAGCAUCCGCAAGAAGCGCUCUCCGCUGGAUGCCAUCAUCGCCGACGGGACGGCCGAGUACCGGCGCACGGUGGAGAGCUGA
Molecule: messenger RNA, 3756 nt
Organism: Marmota flaviventris (yellow-bellied marmot)
Lineage: Eukaryota; Metazoa; Chordata; Mammalia; Rodentia; Sciuridae
Source: RefSeq, a predicted model, not a curated record